AAAAAUGUCAGACACACCGUCAAAGAAGCAAAAACGACGAGCAACGAUAUUUGUGACGGGUCCACAGAGCAAGAAGACUAUUUUCGAAGGUGAAGAGAUAAAGGAAGAAGGAAAUCAGACAACGUUACAAGAUCUGGCCAUUGCACGUCAACGUCUUCACAAUGAGCUUGCCGUCGUAAACACAACUUCUGGAAUCGAAAUUCUCAUGCAAAUCGUUAUGGAUGAACUGGAAGUGGUGCGGCAUCGUCUACGCGAAAAUGGGCAACGAAUGCGUAAUUUCUUUGGUGAUGGAGCCGUUCAAAUUCGUGCAAUUCUCAUUCGUAUUUUCUCGAAAUCAAUAAGUUCUCGAAACAUGCUAGAAUAUAAAAAAGAUGCGAAAGUGAUUCUGAAUGAGCUCUGCGACCAGAAUAUCACGUACAAAAUGCCAAGAUACACACUGAACGACAUGGAAGAAAUAUUGCUCACUGAUGAUUUAGAAGAUGGAGUUAUUCAACGUCGCUCAGAGAAAUGGGAAUGUCUUCCUGAAAGGCAGAAGCCGAUGUUCGAUGAAGAUGAAGAUGCUUUCUGUGAAUUCAGAAAAAUGAAUGUUCCAAUGUCAAUGACGUUUGAUGAUGAUGAUGAGGAUAGAUUGAGUAUGCCAAGUACUCGAACUGGAGUUACUGCAUUGACAACUGAAGAUCAAAUGGCGGCAAUUCAAAAUCAAUUGGCAAUGCUUUCGAAGCAGCUAAUGUGCCUUCAGAAGAGUGGAGUUGAGACAAAAAGAGCAUCAUCCAGAGCGAGUUCUAGAAGAGGCGGAAUAAUUGCAAAAAAAGCUUCUCUCGAAAUCUCCUCCAACUCCUCGUCAGACGUAUCUGAAGAUGAAGGAAAAGGUCCAUCAGUCUGCUCACCAUCUUCAAGCUCCAAAACCUCCACAGCGUCUGUCCAACUUGCUCCAAUGUGCAUGGCUCCACCACCACCACCUCCGCCACCGCUGCCAAAGAUGUCUCAAAAGAUCCCGCUCUCUGAGAUCAAAUCAGACAACAAACUUUCCACAGUAACACCAUCAAAGCCUGCUGAAAAGAAAUCAUCUCCAAAAUCUCUUCCGCCAGCAGAAACAAUUGUGUCGAAUCGGCCGUACUUGACGGAUAUUGCUCAUGGAAGAAGCAUGUUGAAGAAGACCGUUAGAUCUCCCGGUGGAUCGCCUGCUUGCCAAGUUCGUCACCAAAAGCGUCCAGUAUCAUCUUUCGAAGCUGCUCUCCGUGAUCGUUUUCGUGGCUUCCAUGGUGAUGCAUCAUUCUCGGAGCAAGAAGAGAACGGAGAGGAUGAUGAUUUGAGUGCCACGUGGGAUGAAUAGAAUUAUUAGCUAUACAUUCGAUAUACAUAUUUUUGUAUCUAUUUUCAUAAAUAUUCUCGUCUUUCAUUCUUCGUUUUCCCCCCUUUACUUGCUACUUGUUCAUGACUGCAUUUUUCUUGAGCCUCUCCUCUCAUUUCUUUUUCUCUACUUUUAUGUUCACUGUUUUUUCUCCUCUUUACAGAAUCUCAAUUCAUUUUCAAUAAACAUUUUUGUAU
Molecule: messenger RNA, 1548 nt
Organism: Caenorhabditis elegans
Lineage: Eukaryota; Metazoa; Nematoda; Chromadorea; Rhabditida; Rhabditidae
Gene: Y4C6B.1
Product: WH2 domain-containing protein
Exons: 5
Coding region: 5-1333 (442 amino acids)
Source: RefSeq, marked reviewed